Messenger RNA from Fulmarus glacialis (Northern fulmar), 2275 nucleotides. RefSeq names its product thimet oligopeptidase 1 (gene THOP1). Lineage: Eukaryota; Metazoa; Chordata; Aves; Procellariiformes; Procellariidae. The record is from RefSeq and is a predicted model, not a curated record. Gene Ontology annotation, biological process: peptide metabolic process; proteolysis. The transcript has 12 exons. Gene Ontology annotation, molecular function: metalloendopeptidase activity. Gene Ontology annotation, cellular component: mitochondrial intermembrane space. The annotation marks the transcript as partial.
ACUGCGUCUCACGGACUGUUUCCUCCCCAGGUAACGUUGUAGAUAGCCAGUCCCCCAGGCUAUUGGCAAAUCAGCUAAGAUGGGACCUGACUGCCGAACAGAUAGAAAACAUGGCUGCAGAGCUCACGGAGAGGACCAAGCUUGUGUACGACCGGGUGGGCUCUCAGGAGCAGGGCGAGGUGUCCUAUGAAAACACUCUCAAGGCACUGGCUGAUGUGGAAGUGGAAUAUACGGUCCGUCGGAACAUGCUGGACUUCCCCCAGCACGUCUCUCCUUGCAAAGACAUCCGUGCGGCAAGCACCGAGGCUGACAAGAAGCUCUCGGAGUUUGAUGUGGAGAUGAGCAUGAGGCAGGACGUGUACCAGAGGAUUGUCUGGCUCCAGGAGAAAGCAGAGAGCGCUUCACUGAAGCCUGAAGCAAAGAGAUAUCUAGAGAGGCUGAUCAAAUUGGGUAAAAGAAACGGUCUCCAUCUCCCUGAGGAAACGCAGGAGAAAAUCAAAGCUAUUAAGAAAAAGCUGAGCGUCCUUUGCAUAGACUUCAACAAGAACCUCAACGAAGACACCACCUACUUGCCCUUCUCAAAGGAGGAAUUAGGGGGGCUCCCUGAGGACUUCCUGAACUCCCUGGAAAAGACAGAGGAUGGCAAGCUGAAAGUCACCUUGAAAUACCCGCACUAUUUCCCUCUCCUGAAGAAGUGCUACGUGCCCGAGACGAGGAGGAAGGUGGAGGAAAUGUUCAAUUCCAGGUGCAAAGAGGAAAAUUGCAUGAUCCUCAAGGAGCUGGUGGACUUGCGUGCUCAGAAAGCCAGUCUCCUGGGCUUCAACACGCACGCGGACUUUGUGCUGGAGAUGAACAUGGCUAAAAGCAGCAAGACAGUGGCUACGUUCCUGGAUGAGCUGGCCCAGAAGCUGAAACCCCUCGGGGAGAAGGAACGGGCUGUGAUCCUGGACCUGAAAAAGAAAGAAUGCGAGAAGCGUGGCCUGGAGUUUGACAACCGCAUCAAUGCCUGGGACAUGCGCUAUUACAUGAAUCAGGUGGAGGAGACCAAGUACAGCGUGGACCAGAAUCUGCUGAAGGAGUACUUCCCCAUGCAGGUGGUCACCACAGGCCUGCUGGCCAUUUACCAGGAGCUGCUGGGGCUCACCUUCCAUCUGGAAGAGAAGGCUCAGGUCUGGCACGAGGACGUCCAGCUCUACACGGUGAAGGACACCUCCUCCGGGGAGACCAUCGGCAAAUUCUACCUGGACCUGUACCCGCGGGAAGGGAAGUACGGGCACGCAGCCUGCUUCGGCCUGCAGCCAGGCUGCCUCUUGCCGGACUCCAGCCGGCAGAUCUCGGUGGCUGCCAUGGUGGCCAACUUCACCAAGCCCACGCCGGAUGCGCCUUCCCUGCUGCAGCACGAUGAGGUGGAGACCUACUUCCACGAAUUCGGGCAUGUCAUGCACCAGCUGUGCUCUCAGGCGGAGUUUGCCAUGUUCAGUGGGACACACGUGGAGCGGGACUUUGUCGAGGCACCGUCUCAGAUGCUGGAGAACUGGGUGUGGGAGAAGGAGCCGCUGCUGCGAAUGUCCAGGCACUACAAAACUGGAAGCCCCAUCCCUGAUGAGCUGCUGGAGAAGCUCAUUAAAUCCCGGCAGGCAAACACGGGGCUCUUCAACUUGCGUCAGAUCGUCCUGGCCAAGGUGGACCAGGCGCUGCACACCCAGACGAAGGCCGACCCCGUGGAGGUGUUUGCCCGGCUGUGUGAAGAGGUUCUGGGCGUCCCUGCCACCCCAGGUACAAACAUGCCCGCUACGUUUGGCCACUUGGCUGGAGGCUACGAUGCCCAGUACUACGGCUACCUCUGGAGGGAAGUGUACUCCAUGGAUAUGUUCCAUAACCCCUUCCGUGUACCCGCGUCUCUCUCCUUGCAGGUGGGCAUGGAUUACAGGAAUUGCAUCCUGCAUCCCGGUGGUUCCCUGGAUGCUUCUGACAUGUUGAGGAAGUUCCUGGGCCGCGAGCCCAAGCAGGACGCCUUCCUGGCCAGCAAAGGACUGAAGGUAGAGAGCAACUCGCUGCCUUCGGCCUGCUGAGAAACUGCUCCAGUCCGUUUGAGUCAAGCCAGUUCCUUUGCCUACGCACCAGUCCUCUCAGGCCGAGCAGUACCCGGUACUUCUGUCACCAAACGCAUCCUGGGCCAAUCCCUGCCUGGAGCUGUUCCUCCAGGAUCCUGCUCCGAGCUCACCCUGGGCUUCAGGAGCCGGAUUCAGCCCUGGUCCAGGGCUCUGCGGUGACA